AUGUCUAAUGAUAUUCAAAAAAAGGUUGUGGCUGCUAAAUCGGAUUUAUUUAAUUACAUAGACUCACAUAUACGCGAGAUAAAGUAUGGUGUGUAUUGUCUAGGGACAGUUGGUGCUUUACUUUGUAUACGAAGUUUACGGCCUUUUAAAAAAUUUACCAAAAUUGAAGAAUUACCUCACAAUUUUGUGAGAAACAAUGUAGCACUACAAGGCACCGUAAGAAAAAUAGAAGAGAGAGGGAAGCUUUAUGUAGACCAUCAUCCAGUUUUUCAAUUACCAUUCACUAAAAAUUAUGACUGUCUACCAAUUCAUUUGGCUUUUUUGUCAAUUGGGCCUCAGGGCAGACUUUGGCUGGUAAAGAAUGUAAAAAACAAAUUCAUAUGGUUUGAACCUUUGAAGAUAUCAGACGAAGGAGCACUAGAAUGUGUUGUUUAUUCAAAGGGACUUUUCUGGACAAAGAAAAAUUUAAAUGAGAAAAUGGAAAUAUCUUUCGAGCAGCCAGCAGCAGGCUUAUAA
Acanthosepion pharaonis is the source of this 516-nucleotide messenger RNA. NCBI's taxonomy places the organism in Eukaryota, Metazoa, Mollusca, Cephalopoda, Sepiida, Sepiidae. The record is from the annotation of a GenBank genome assembly.